AUAAAAGAACCGCAGUGUUUGUUUACAUUGUGAGGCGACGGAACCGUUAAUUCAUCGCUUCCUCCUUGUGGUCGCGACGUGAGGAAAGCCGUGAAUUCGGCGGAACGUCUUCAAUCGCAAGUCUGGUGCGGAGGACAAGGUCUCGGGCAAAUUAAGACGGAGGGAGGGCUGUUGUCUGUGACGUGCCGGCCACAAUGGGUAUAAAAGGAAGCCCAUGUCCUGGAUUACAAACUCGCCCAAACGCGCCUCGCCUCCAUACACGGUGAGCCGGCCGGGGCUCCCGUCAAUGGACUUUUCAGCGCCGGUGUUAUGCGAUCCUCUCGAGGGUAAAUAGAACCAGAAAACAGUAGAGGAGGCCUCGGGGAGUUUUGGGGCGGUUAAUCCUCAUUGGUGAGACCACAAUUGCCACCGGCUGGGCCUGCGCCGGGACUGAGGAGGGCUGCGCGGUGAGGCUGUCGGUGCCGUGAGAGCGGGAGAGGGGGCAACAGCUGACAUGGCAGCGGUCCAACUGCAACCCGUGCCCCGCGUCCUGGCUCUGCUCUUGGCCGGACUGUUUUUCUUGGCUCUGGCGAGCGGGGCUAGACACAACAGCCAAGUCGUGUUUCCUCGGAGGGUUCAGCGGGAUCAGACCGGGUCGCCCUGGCGAGGGGAUCGGGGGCGGGUCGCACGUGACGCCGCCGAGGGCACGUCUGGCGACCCCCAGGACUUCGUCUUCUACCGCAUGGACGCCUUCGGCAAGACCCUGCUGCUCCGCCUGACGCCUAACAAGGAGUUCUUGUCGCGGUCCUUCCAGACGCUGACCCUGAGCGGCGACGGACGGGUCGUCGACAUGAGCGGCAGUACCGGCGCCUGUUUCUACUCCGGGACGGUGGAGUCCUUCCACAGCUCCUCCGUGGUGCUCAGUACCUGCAGCGGACUGAUGGGACUGAUCAAGGUCAACAACGAGCAGAUGCUGAUCGAGCCGCUAUCGCAGAGAAGGCGGUACUUCGGCGGGAGACCUCACAGGAUCUACCGAAGAGAACUGCCGCAGGCCCCGGUCACACAGUUCUGCGGCACAGAACCAGACGACAGAGAAAGCGAGAGCGAGGACGAGUCUCGGCAGACGAAGAGAUCGGCCGUGAACAACAUCGACGCGCGGCAGCGCACGGUGGAGGCGCUGGUCGUCUUGGAUAAGACUAUCGUGAAGCAUCACGGGAGAGCGCUGGUCAAGACGUACGCCCUCACGGUCAUGAGCAUGGUGAACUCUGUUAUAAGCCUGCCCAGUAUCGGACACAACAUCAACAUCGCUGUCACCAAACUCGUCAUCCUGGAGGAAGACCAGGUAGGUCUGAAACUGGCCCACCACGCUGACAGCGCACUACACAACUUCUGCCAGUGGCAGCGAGAGAAACUCCCAUACGUCUCUGCGGUGGACACCGACACUAACGAGGUCAUAGGUCAUCGGGACAGACCCAGUCGUCACGACGCCGCCAUCUUGUUGACAAGGAAGGACAUCUGCAAGGACAGGGACGAGCCGUGCGGCACGCUGGGAAUGGCGUUUAUUUCCGGUAUGUGCGACCCCAACCGGAUGUGCAGCGUGAACGAGGAUAACGGCCUGACUUUGGCCUUCACAGUCGCACAUGAACUUGGACAUAAUUGGGGCAUGACCCAUGACGGGAUGGAGAACCGGUGCGUGACGCGCCCAGAGUCGUCCAUACAGUACAUCAGGUCGUCAUCAUGGCUGAGGAGGACAGGCAAGGUCAACCUGCAGUGGUCCCCCUGCAGCAGGUCAAAGGUCGAGAACUUCCUCAGAUCCCAGCAGAGUCAGUGCCUCCUGGACACGAAGAGGGGCGCUAACCUCGGGUACGCGGCUGAGCUGCCCGGAGAGCUGUACACACCCGAGCAGCAGUGUGUCUUCAUCUUCGGCAAAAACGCCUCAGUCUGUCCUUAUCCGGAGAAGAAGAUCCGCCUGUGUGAAUCCCUCUGGUGUAUCGAGCCCGGGAAGGAUGAAUGUGUUACUAAGGAAUUCGCCGCGGUGGACGGCACGGAAUGCGGACAGGAUAAGUGGUGUAAAGGCGGUCGGUGUGAGUACAACAAGGACCCCGUACAUGGCGGCUGGGGGAACUGGACCGACUGGAGCGGCUGCAGCAGAACAUGCGGGACGGGGGUGCGCUUCGCAGCCAGGAAGUGCGACAGCCCUUUCCCGGAGUACGGUGGAGAUUCGUGCGGCGGUGACAGGGUCAAGUACGAAAUCUGUAUCACUCAGCCGUGUCCGGAGGGGAGCCCGUCCUUCAGGAGCGAGCAGUGCGCCGCCUACCGACAGCAGCACGCACGGCAGAACAAGACCAAGAGCAGCCUCUGGUUCCCGGUGUACAGCGAGGAAAGCCCCUGUUCCCUGCUCUGCCAUGCGGUCUGCGGCCGCCGCAGGACGGUGAAACUGUCUGGCUGCGUGGGCCAUGACCCCUGUUCGCUGCUGUGCCGUGCCGUGAGCGGCCGCCGCAGGACGGUGACGUUGUCUGACCGGGUCAUCGACGGGACGCCGUGUUCUCCUGGGAAGAGGGCGCUCUGCGUGGACGGGCAAUGCAAGAGGGUGGGUUGUGAUGACGUCAUCGGUUCUGACGCGGAGGAGGACCAGUGCGGAGUGUGCCGCGGGAACGGGACGACCUGUCAUCUCGUGCGCGGGAUGUACCAGCACCACCACGGCACAGGCUAUGAGGAAAUCGUGGUAAUCCCAAAGGGCGCCCGAAGGAUACGUGUGAUGGAGGCCCGGCCCAUGCGGAGCUAUCUCGCGGUAAAAGACAGCGUCACAAAUCGUUACGUGAACGGCGGCCGGAGGAUCGAACUCCCGAAAACAUUCAAGAUGGCGGGCACCAAGGUGCAGUACACGCGCAAGGACCUGUGGGAAACGUUCACUGCAGAAGGACCAUUGAAUAACUCCUUACAAUUUCUGAUCCUGCAACAGGACCCCUUUGUGGGAGUUGUCUUUGAGUACACCGUGGACCUGGACAACGCGUCUCACGAAGAGAGCCCGACAGUCAACAACUACAAAAUCACCACCGAUCUGGGCUCGUUCAGCGAGAAUGAGCCGACCUACGGGUGGAUCCCGAACGGCUGGGAGGACUGCGACGCCGUGUGCGGGGGAGGCAUUCGUCGCGGACGCAACCGUUGCAUGCAGCUGCUGAUAAAGAAUCGCAGCCUCACAUAUGUGGAGAACGAGCCAUGUCGGGACUUACCGAGACCGCAUCAGAAGGAGGAAAGAUGUAACAAGGCCCCGUGUGAAACAAAGUGGCGCAUGGCGGGUUGGUUGCCGUGCUCUGUGACCUGUGGUGAGGGCACCCAUCGCCGUGUAGUGGCCUGUACACAGCAGCUGUCCAACGGCACACUCCGGGCCACACAUCCAGACAACUGCGAGGGGUCCCGACCUCCAGCCGAGAAACCAUGCAGGCUGAACUCAUGUCCACUGGUUGAGUCCAGGUGGAAGGAGAGCUCGUGGGGCCAGUGUACCGUGACAUGUGGCGGAGGGAUACAGUCCCGGCUGGUUCGGUGCGUCGGCAGGGCCAGUGACGGGUCGGAGCGGUACGUGGGCGAGGCGCAGUGUCAGGAAAAGAAACCCGCGGAGACCAGGGAUUGCAGCAACCGGUCCUGUGAAGACUUUUACGAGUGGCGGACGGACGCGUGGUCGCUCUGCUCGGCGUCCUGCGGUCCCGGCGUGCAGCUCCGUAACGCCUCCUGUGUCCAGCUGCUGGAGAACGACACCGACACAACCACCGUCCCCGGGCGGCUCUGCUUCGCGCCUAAACCCGACGUCAUCAGGAACUGUACCUACGGAAGCUGUCCUAUCAAGAAGUGGGAGGUCAGCGCCUGGGCCGGAUGUUCGGUGUCGUGCGGGCAGGGGAUGCAGUCCCGUGACGUCACGUGCAUGACGUCAUACACCAACGGCACGGUGCUGACCGGUGACGACCUGUGUGACAUACCCAAACCGGCGCCCGUCCGCUCGUGUGGGUUCGAACCCUGUCCCAUCAGUGAAUCCUGGGAAGCCACGCCGUGGCACGCAUGCUCCGUGACGUGCGGGCAGGGUAUCCGGUCCAGGCGGGUCCGGUGUAAGGUGACGUACCCCAACGGAACCAUGGUGUACGCGCCUGACGUCAGGUGUAACGACACGGACAAGCUCAGGACUCUCAAGCCCUGCUUCGGCAUGGAGUGUGCCGCCAAACCCAUCGAGAUCGUCUGGUCAAAGUGUUCGACUAAGUGUGGUCCCGGGGAGAGGACAAGGCGGGUCAAGUGUCACCAGGAUGACGCCCUCUGCAAGGUGAAGUACCGGGCCGUCCGCAGGGUGGCGUGCUAUGGAAGCAGAUGCAACGGUGUAUGGAAGACCGGCCCGUGGUCCAAGGUAACUCCUCCAUAG
This is a messenger RNA of Branchiostoma floridae (Florida lancelet), 4384 nucleotides long. RefSeq names its product A disintegrin and metalloproteinase with thrombospondin motifs 17-like. Gene Ontology annotation, molecular function: metalloendopeptidase activity. The record is from RefSeq and is a predicted model, not a curated record. Bases 494 to 4384 code for a protein of 1296 amino acids. The transcript is spliced from 27 exons. Gene Ontology annotation, biological process: extracellular matrix organization; proteolysis. Gene Ontology annotation, cellular component: extracellular matrix. NCBI's taxonomy places the organism in Eukaryota, Metazoa, Chordata, Leptocardii, Amphioxiformes, Branchiostomatidae.